UGGAAAGGCUGGAACCACUGGCUCUGUAGUUCUGCAGGAAAAGGAAACUGAACAAAUCCACCUCUGCUUGCAGCUUUUAGCAGCAAAAAUAGUUAUCUCUCUCCCAACGUGCUGAAGGAUCCCCUGUAAAUGUGAAUAUCCAGAGCUGAGCACAUCACCCCCAUAGCUUCAACCCUCUCUAAACACAACACUAAGUACCUUUGAAACAUUAGUGAGCAUGGGCACACCUUCCAUGAAGAUACAGUCCAGCAAGCUGAAAAGCCAGUUCUGGCCAACAGGGGAGCAAACAAAUUGUAUCUUUAUAUUGAAAGCGAGCAGGUAGUUAAGCAAGCACUGCUCGGGUCACCAGAGAAACACUAGUCAGCAGCCACCCUUCAGCAAGGUGACCUACCCAGCAGCAUCUUCCCCUUAGUUCCUCUCCUUUCUCAGAAGCCAUUGGUAAAGAGAAUGAAAUGCAGAGGCAAGCCUGGCUUCUCUGAACACUUGCCUACCUGGCUGCACUACACCCUAGAAGCAGUGCAAGAAGUUUCCAUGCUGGUUGGAAAAGACCCGGCUGUGCUCGGCUCACAAAGCUGCUCUAGGUAGCGCGUGGGGUCCCUCCUGCCAGGCCACAGCGUUUGCUCCUUGCAUCAACACACAUCCCACCAACAGGCUUCAGGGUCAACUCCCUCUUCUGAUGGACCUUGGAAGAUGUAGGGAGUUCAGUCUAAAAAUAUUGGGUAAAAGAAACGAAAAGCAGCAGCAUUUCUCUGAAGUGGUUCUGGUUUGAUUUUUUGGCCUAGAAGCUUCUUAUCCUCUUGUCCAUUUGCCCUUGAGUGACAGAUUAUAGAAAUAAUUUCUGGCCAACUAAUGCUGUGAGGUACUCAAUGCCCUUCCUCCCCACCCUCCAGCAAAGCCAGAACAGCUGGAAGAGAGCCUGGGAGCCCAAAGACCACUGCACUGCACGCAGGGCAGAGUUGGUGUCAGCCCAAACUGUAAACAAGGUGCUGUGUCUUAUCCAUGAAUUCAUGACCAGAGCCUUUAAAGGUAUUUAUUAACACAGAAAUGCAAUCAAGUGAUUGCUUUCUUGCCGUGUCAGUUUUUACUAAUCAUUAGCUACCACGAGUCUUAAAGCUUCAUCUUAAAAUUAGAACUCAGCUUGCUGACAAAACCUGUAAAGGAGAAAGUUUCCCCUGCAAUCCUCUGGACCAGUUCCGCAAGAAAGAAAAGCUGUGAAGAAUUUAUUAUUAUUAUUAUUUAAAUUCUGUUAACAUUUUAUCAAGAUUAGUAAGAACUGUUAGGAAACAAAAAGACAGAAAUUUCUUACUACCUCCAAUUCUAAAGGGUGGUUUCUGAGUUCUCUUAUACAAGACAAAGUCAUUCGAAGAGGAAAGCGCACAUGAAUCCACAGCAAAUGCACCACAACCACAGCGCUGACAGGGUAGACUAUGGAUUGCUGGAAGGGAGCCAUAAGCCACAGCUGGAUUUAUCCCACAGUGAUCAUCUGUGCAAAUGGAUUUUUCUCUGCAAUGAUGCCAUCAGAAUCUUUUCUCACUCCUUAUCUAACUGGACCAGACAAAAACCUAACGAUUGAAGAGGUUACCAACCAGAUUUUCCCUGUCUGGACAUACUCCUACCUCGCACUCCUUUUCCCAGUCUUCCUGAUUACAGACUACAUGCGCUACAAGCCCAUCCUCCUCCUCCAGGGCAUCAGCUUCAUCAUCACUUAUCUCCUGCUCCUCUUCGCACAUGGAGUGCUGGCCAUGCAGCUGGUGGAAUUCUUCUACGGCUUGGCAACAGCCACCGAGGUUGCCUAUUACGCCUACAUCUACAGUGUCGUCAGCACCGAUCACUAUCAGAGAGUGACGAGCUAUUGCAGAAGUAUCACUCUGGUUGCAGCCACCGUUGCGGCGCUGCUGGGACAGCUGCUGGUUUCCUUAGCAGAUGUAUCCUACUUUCACCUUCACGUCAUCACUCUGACUUCCGUCUCCCUGGCAUUUGUCUGCUCCUUCGCUCUCCCAAUGCCCCAAAAGAGCAUGUUCUUCCACAGAAAAGAUGUCUCGGAACCUCUCCCAGCACCAGAGAAAGCUGCGCCUCCACUCGGUUCCGACAGACCCUCGAGCUACCAAGAGGACAAGGGCUCUCCACCUGCUGACAGGGCACCAACACCUGAACAGCAGGCUGACGACGCCAAGCCCCGGAAUCAAGUGCUCAGAGUACUGGUGCAGCUGAGCAAGGACCUGAGGGACUGCUACAGCUCAAGGAAACUUCUGUACUGGUCCCUGUGGUGGGCUUUGGCCACGGCAGGCUUUAACCAGGUUCUGAAUUACAUCCAAGUGCUGUGGGACUUCAGAGCCCCAUCUCACAGCUCUGCAGUCUACAACGGGGCUGUUGAAGCAAUAGCAACGUUUUUAGGUUCAGCAACAUCCAUGGCAGUUGGAUACAUCCAAGUGAACUGGGAUCUUUCUGGAGAACUCGCUUUGGGAAUUUUCUCUGCAAUGGACGCUAGUUCUCUGUUUCUUAUGCACUUUAUUGAUAACAUCUGGGCAUGUUAUGCUGGUUACCUUGUGUUUAAGGCAUGCUAUAUGCUUCUUAUAACAAUAGCAACGUUCCAGAUCGCUGUCAAUCUAAGCAUGGAGCGUUAUGCUUUGAUGUUUGGCUUCAACAACUUUAUUGCACUGUUGCUUCAGACCAUUUUAACUGUUGUUGUAGUAGAUUCAAAAGGUCUGGGACUGGAUAUCAGCACCCAGUUUCUCAUUUAUGGCAGCUACUUUACAUUCAUAGCUGGAAUUUUCCUUAUCAGAAGCAUAUACACCAUUACCUCCAUCAAAUGCAGAAAUACCGAUGUGACUGGUGAAAGCAUUGAUCAGUAACGAAGGAGACAAACCAUGGUGGCAAGUGACGGUGCAGGAGGCUGCAUCAUCUGAACAAUGGAUUCAGAGAAACAAUGUUCAAUCAAGCAAGACUGGUCAAUGGUUUAAGAGGCUGUGAUGAGCUUAUGGCACAAAGAGCUUUCUCAACAGGACGAUGCAUUUUGCCCAUUCUCUUCACCAGUAGUUUAAUACCAAACAAUUCUCAAAACAAUCUUCUAUUCCAACUCGCAUUCAGUGAUCCAACACCAAUGCUUCUAUUAAUGCUCAAUGAGUACAACAAGCAAAUCCAUAUAAAUGCUGGAACUUCACUGCAGAACAGCUUAUAGAACACAACCUUGGAACUUUCACUUCUACUAAUUAUUUCAAUUAAAGGCAAUUUAGUCAGACACAAGACCUUCAAACAUACCUAGGGAACCUAAACAAGCAGUUGCCCCAUAACAGCAAGCUGAUCUGUUGGAAAGCUUGCUACAAGAAACCUUUUGAAAACUUAACACUUCAACCAGACAUUGUGAUGUGCAUUUUUAAAGUUAACAGUAAUAAACCUUUUUCCAGAAGACAUUCCUUCUGUAUGUUCAAAGGUGGAUUAGUACAACACUAUAAGGAUGUAAGGAAUGUAACGAAAACACAUCAUCAUAUAACAGAUAAACUGCUAGUAAAGCAGUGACAGAUGUACUGCAAGUUUGUUCAAGAUGUGCAAAUACAACACAAACCUUCCCUAAAAGUGUCUGUCUCGAUAAGCACACACAUUAAUUACAUCUUACAACUGCCAUGACCCACACAUUUAACUGUCAGUUAAAUGUUUUUUAAAAAAACUGACACUUCAAUUUAUAUACAAGGCAGUCUUACUCACAUAACAUGACUAAAAGUUAAUUAAGUGAUGUUCUUGCACCUGUGUUCAACAAUAUUCACUUUGAACUCAAACAUCAGACAGCAGCAAAUCCCAUUGUGUCAAUAUGCCAAUAGGACAAAACCAGACAUUCACGUGAGGAGUGCUAUUGUAAGAAGCUCUUGUAUAAGCUGCCCAUCUCCUGCUUUGAGAUCUCCAAAGCGUCAAACAAAAGACAAGAUACAGAAACUACUGCCCUCCGAUGGGCAAGCGGCAGAAGUCAAAAGCAGUGGCAGAAGAGCGUUUCUACAAGCAGUGGUCAACUCCUUCAACUCGCCUAGAAAUAAGCAGCUGUAACAUUGAGGCAGUCAAGUACAAGUGAGAUGUCUUACCUUCAAGAAUUUCUGUGUUUGUCUCAAAAGGGCUUGCACAUACUUUUGUCAAAAAUAAAUCUGAUCUUAUUUAUUCCUGUUACCAUGAAGGCUGUUAACAUUUGAUUCUCCAGCUGGUCAGAAACCUUUAAGCUUGCAGUUUAUGUAUUGAUUAUAUAUUUACAUUAUUUGCUUAAUUCCAGUAUUACACUUGAACUUAAGCUAAGUUACCUCUGCAUUUAAAACACCAUCACCAAUUGCUCUGACAGAGUAAUAGUCUUCUUAAACUUUCUCACUAUUAUGGACUAGCCAAGCCAGAGAGUUCCCCCCCCUACAAAUUCCGUUCUAGUAUGACAGGAAGUAUUGAAUGAAUAAACAAAUAGAAGUCAAUGAUUUUAAUAUUCCCCAGGAGGGCUUACUAAUACACAUUAUUUUAAUAAAAAUCCACCUGCUAUCAUACAUUGUUUUGCUCACAACUAAGUCUCUUUCAAAGCCUGUCCUUAGCCACCCCCCAUUACGUGUCUUUUGCAGCCAAGCAUUUCCUUAGUAACCAGCCUCCUCAGUCCUCGCAGCCUCCUUCAUCACAACGUUAUUCUGUCAAAAUAAUCCAAACUCACUUAACAUUGUCCUGCUCAAAGAUCACUUCACUUGAGCCAGAGCAGCAAGCUUUAUCACAAGGACAAAGAAACAUAUCCAAGUGAAGCACGUGAAAACAUUAAGCUUACCUCAACUUUAAGCAGGUUGAUUUGGUAACUCGUCUGCUUAUGAGACUCAUUACAUACAUUUUAACCCAAUAAAACAUUACUGCACAGAAAUAAGGCUACACAAUUGCUUUUUCUAAUAUUUAUUUUUUUCACCUGCAAACUGUAGCAAAACAUGAUCAGCUUUAUUAUGCAGACAGGUAUCCCUCUAACAUUAGAGAUUUAGGCAUGUAUAAAUAGAAGAGCUCUUAGGAAAGAAAAACAUUUUGAGAAAUGAACAAACCUUCAAUUUAACUUCAUGACUUCCAAUACCAACAGUUAAAGUGAUGUAGCUCAUUCAUUCCAAGAGAUACAACAGCACCUUAAAGUGGCUGAUCUAUUCCCCAGUAACAUUUUUCACAUAACAAUGUGUUAAAGUUACAAAUACUGAUAUGCACAAAUAGCUAUUUUCUAAGAAAAAUAUGUACAGUACUGCAGCAUAAUGAAUGUGGUAUCUGCAAUAACUUAUUAGCCAAUUGUAAUAUACAUGAUACCGCUACUUUUUACCUGCCAGCUCACAGGUUCAAGGAUGUUACCACAGCCCUCUGUUUUGCACGUUAUUACUUGGUGUGGGGGUUGAUUUUCUUGGGUUUUGUGUAUGUAUUUGUUUUAAAACUUUUUUAAAGAUACACAAUGCAGGCUUUUAUUUUUAUUUCUUAAAGACUUCUUCUGUGUUUAAAGCUAAUAUCAGUGAAACAAGACAACAGUGCAAGAGGCGCAGAGAUGUUAUGUGACCACAUAAAAGUUCUUUUGGGUAAAGUGUCUAUAAGGCUAUAAGAAAGGAUUGGUUGAUGAGCUUCCUGUUGGAAAUUGUCCUGUUGGUGCACCAGCC
This is a messenger RNA of Cuculus canorus (common cuckoo), 5621 nucleotides long. Its product is annotated as thiamine transporter 2. Bases 1428 to 2852 code for a protein of 474 amino acids. The transcript has 6 exons. Gene Ontology annotation, biological process: transmembrane transport; vitamin transport. Gene Ontology annotation, molecular function: thiamine transmembrane transporter activity. Lineage: Eukaryota; Metazoa; Chordata; Aves; Cuculiformes; Cuculidae. The record is from RefSeq and is a predicted model, not a curated record. Gene Ontology annotation, cellular component: plasma membrane.